Messenger RNA from Ylistrum balloti, 723 nucleotides. RefSeq lists its product as uncharacterized. The transcript has 4 exons. The record is from RefSeq and is a predicted model, not a curated record. Bases 1 to 723 code for a protein of 240 amino acids. NCBI's taxonomy places the organism in Eukaryota, Metazoa, Mollusca, Bivalvia, Pectinida, Pectinidae.
AUGGAGGAGAACACACAGUCAGAAACCGGGUGCGAAUCCGGAAAAGACGUGAAAAAGGAAGAAAAAAAUGGAAACAUCAUUGGUGACUUUAAAACGAAGUUAUGCCGAGCAUUUCCAAAGCUACAUCUGGGCUUGAAAUUUGUAAAUUGUGGACUUUUGAUCAUUGCGUUCGCUGUUCACGUGCAUAACAUGUUUUCAGCGACAUGGGCUAUCGACCACGCACAGGACACUGCGACUAGUUAUGAGGGAGAUAUCCAGCACCAGCUAUUUGGUUUCAUUCAGGGAGGUGACAAAGAGGUGUUCACUCCUCACAAGGAAGGUUAUUGGCAGGAUUGGAAGAAACCGCUGAUAAAGCUGGAGAUUGUUGCCCUCAGUCUUGGCUUCGCUGCAGUUGUGAUCCAGGGAGUCAUUAUCUUUCUCCAUUUUUUACAUCCGCGGAAGGCCGAGGCGAUUGCUCUGCUGACGUCAGUCAUUCUGUUGUCGUGUGGUGGCGGCGGCCUGCUGAUUAAAACAAGCAUGGAUUACACCAACAACCGCCCAGCCUAUGGGUUUCGUGAUACGACCAUGCCCCCUACCUUCAAGACAGACGUUUCAGAAGACAUAGGUAGAACAGAGGCGAUUGUGUGUGGAGCUAUGUAUAUUAUUGCCGGCGUCAUAGACGUUUUACUGAUGCUUAUCACUUCCUCCAAAACGUCAAUUAAACCGGAAGUGAAUGCUAAUUAA